Molecule: messenger RNA, 990 nt
Organism: Pararge aegeria (speckled wood butterfly)
Lineage: Eukaryota; Metazoa; Arthropoda; Insecta; Lepidoptera; Nymphalidae
Exons: 3
Coding region: 68-829 (253 amino acids)
Biological process (GO): regulation of transcription by RNA polymerase II
Cellular component (GO): nucleus; transcription regulator complex
Molecular function (GO): DNA binding
Source: RefSeq, a predicted model, not a curated record
CAAUUUCUAAGUACAUUUCCAUGUUUGUAUUGUCUAAUAAGUUUAGUGACGUGUCCAAUUUUAUAAUAUGACAGACAGCCCCAUUUUCAAUGUGUCACAAAACGCGAAAGACGAUAGGGAUUCUGAUGAUAUCGCAAAUUCCUUCAAACUAACGAUAUCGACAGUGCAAAUGAUCCAGAGCGUCCACAGCAAAGAUUGCCUGUGGAACAAAUACGACCUCUCCUACAAAGACAAGAAUGCGAGAGACAGAGCCUGGGCGGAGGUUUAUAGAGAGGUGUAUCCUACAUACGAUACGCUUAAGGAGAAAAUGAGGGCAAGAGUUGGCCAGCAGAUAUCAAAGAAGUGGUUCAACUGCCGAGACGCGUACGUGAAGUCAAUGAAAGACGUUCAGCGGGGCAAACGUCCUUACAUAUACACCAACUUCCUACGCUUUCUGGACCCAGUGUUGAAUGAAAAGAAUAUAGAAAACCAAACGGUGUUUCUAGAUGAACAGUCGUUCGAGGACCAAAACGAAACCUGGUUACCUCCCUCAUUUGUUGAUAUGGAGGAAGCGCCGAGCAAAAAACCCAAACUAGACGCAACUGCCAAAGAUUACUUAGAGAUAACCGAAUCUGAUAAUGACAAUCUCGUUUCGAUUCUCGCUAGAUUAGUUAACAGAGAGGAUGACGAGGAUAGGGCAUUCUUCACAUCCAUAGUGCCUUCAGUCAAAUCCCUAACAGAGAAUGCAAAGUUGGAAUUCAAAAUACAAGUGAUGAAACUGUUGAAGGAAAUCAAAAUGAAGGAUAAAUCUGGGGCGUUUAUUAAACUGCGUGAUUCGGAUUCGGAUUGAAUCAAGCUGGGAUAAAUCCCAACAAUCCAAGCCAUAAAAAAGUUGCUUCCUGUGACUCAAUUGAUGCAGUCUGAUCUUCUAGGGGAGACUACUGCGUUUGAAACCAGUGUUGGAAUUCUGGGAACCUAAUACCCCUCAUGGGUUUGUAAUAACACCGGUAA